AUGACUUGGUAUAAAAGUUUACCCGACGAUUCCAUCACUUCCUGGAAGGUGCUCGGAAAACUUUUCUCCAGGCACUUCACAGCCUCCCAGAGACACCCCAAAUCUGAAGCCUCGUUGAAAGCUAUCAUCCAAGGAAAAGACGAGUCUCUACGGGCUUAUAUUGAAAGAUUCAACAAAGAAGCCGUGCAAGUGUCCACGACAGCCCAUAGGAAGAAAUUCCUACUCGAGCGAGGUCUCCGACCAUGCUCAGACUUCGCCAAGGCCGUCGGGAUCGAAACACCCGCUACUCUGGACGAAUUCUUUCGUAAAGCCCAAGCAUACAUACAGUAUGAGGAGAAAGAAGCCGCCCACGCUGUCCGUAACUCCAGGCAAGAAGAGAGCAGUAAAAAUGCCCGCCCAAGAUGA
Molecule: messenger RNA, 405 nt
Organism: Vicia villosa (hairy vetch)
Lineage: Eukaryota; Viridiplantae; Streptophyta; Magnoliopsida; Fabales; Fabaceae
Exons: 1
Coding region: 1-405 (134 amino acids)
Source: RefSeq, a predicted model, not a curated record